AUUCUUUAAUAUUAUAACUGUUUUUUUGAAAAUUUAUUUUCUGUUCUCUUUCUCAAAACUAAUUUUAUUUUAUUUUCCAUUACGUGUUUCUAUACGUAUUUAGAGAAUUAUAUAGAAAAUAUAUUGGGAAUUGAAUUGUGUAAUUAUGCGCGCGCGCGCACACCCACCUACCCACUUACCUACCCACGCACCCGUAUACACAUUAACAUAUGCGUGUAUCACUGUUUGUUCCAUCAUAUGUGAUGACAACACAUGCUCACUAUCCUCCUACUAUAUAUACACACUUACAUGUGUGUGUAUAUAUUUCAUAUCGCUUCACUCUCUCUUUGUGUGUAUAAGGAAGGAUAUUUAUGUACCUUCCAAUAGAAAGAACCACCUCUUGAAUUCACGAUGUGAAGUGAAACAUCUGUGAUGAUGAUGAUGAAGACAUGAAAUCACAAAUUGCUCAAAUUUGAGAGAACCCAACAACACCAACCACCAACAAUCACGUGAAUAUUCACCAUCUGAUGAUGAUGAAAGCCAACAACUACACCACACAUGACGUGUGCUAUCUCUCAUAUGGUGAGGAUAAUAACUAUUGGGUAUACAAAUUGGUGUGUGUGUGUGUGUGCGUGAAUGUCUUUAUGUAUUUAUUUUCACGUCAUCAAAAACUUGAUAUGCGUGUUGACUUUCCAUCAUCGUUCAAUUUACGUCCAUUUAUGACGCAAUCGAAAGGAUCGCCUAUCUUGUAUAAAUUAUAUGCUACAGUAAAUCAUGAAGGUUAUAGUUGUCGUAGUGGACACUACGUCUCUUUUACACAACGUCACGGGCAAUGGUUAUCGCAUAAUGAUAGCUUUAUCUCAACAACCAGUCUGGAUCACGUAUCCCGUCAGUAUCCUUAUCUACUUUUCUAUGAAAUGAUUCGCAAUCCACCAAACAGUACAGCUAAUGGAAUGACAACAACACCGUCAGCGCCAGGGACAACCACCACAACAAUGGCAUCAUCAAAUCAACAGUUAUCCUCAAAUAAUACAUUAUUAUCACACAUACAACAUACACAGAAACAAAAAUCAAUAGUUAUUAAGACCUUUAAUACUCCUACGACUACUACCACGACCACCACCACCACUCUGACAACUCGUCCGCCACUGCCAACCACCACAUCAUCAUCAUCAUUAUUGUCAUCUCUUAAUAUAACAAAACAAGCUAAUCUACCCUCUAUGACAUCGACAAUAGCAACAACAACAUCAACUACUACUACUAUUACAUCGGCUAAUUUAGCAUCACUGUCACGUAUUCAAACAACUAAUCCACUUUCGAAUUCCAAUGUCAAUCUUCCCUCUACACCGUCAUCGGCGUCGUCCUCGUCAAGCAUACCGAAAAUUGUUUUCAAUCCUAAAAUUUCAUUGAAUAAAUUUAAGAUUAUACCUACACCGGCUGUUUCGUUAACACCGUCAACAUCAACAAUAACAACAACAACAGCCAAUAGUCUUUUCAAUUCAACAUCCAGUUCAUCAAAGUCUAAAAGUUAUCAAGAUUCAAUAAAUUGUAAUAAUAAUAACAAUAUCUACAACAAAAGCAGCUCAAAUAUUUCAACAAUACCAUUACCAAGUGCUUUUCCUGCCAAUACGACAACUUCUGCUGCUACUACUACUACUACUCCAUCCACAGUACCUGUACCUGUAUCUUUAUCCAGUUCUACGGUUCGACAGUUACUUUAUGGAAAGGAGAAUCAACCGGAGUUAUGGAGUGAACGACCGACACCAGUGCAGUCAACUGUCACAUCAUUUAAUGAAAGCAAACAUCAUAACCACCACCACUACAACCACUCCACCACUGAUAGUAGUCAGUCUUCUUUAUCAAGUAACAAUCCCUAUAAGCAAACUGACAAUCAUCGAAGUGUCAAUGAGGCAAGGGUGGCGAAAAUAGAUUCUGCUCAACGACUGCCUACUGUCCAUACCAGUGAUUCACGUAAUGGUGAACACAAACACCCGCGUCCAUUGGUCGAUUAUGGAGAUGAGAAAUCUGAUAGUGACUCGGAGAGGUCGUCACUGUCUCCACCAUCGAAACGAAGACAUAAGUCCAGCAGUGACUCUGAUUCCGGUAUUGUAUGGAUCCCGUUGAAUUCUUAUCAUGAAAAGCCGAGAAAACACGAUAGCAUAAAAUCGUUGUCCUCGUCCUCUGAUCGGCAUAGUAAACACAACGGUGGUGGCGGUAGUGGCACUGGAAGCAACAACAGCAGCAAUAGCAGUAAACGUCAUAAGAAAAAGCAUAAAAGUCAUUCGUCAAAGCAUAGUUCACAUUCACGCUAUGACUAUGAUGAUGAUAAUGACGAUGAUAGUGUUUCAAGACAUUAUACCGGUGGUGGCGGUGAUCACCAUCAUCGACGUUUUGAACGCAGUCGAAGUCGACAUCGUGAUAAUAAACAUCGUCAUCAUCAUGAUGAUGAUGAUCAUCGUGACAGUAUGAAAUACAGACGACGUGAUUCUUUGGAUUCAAGAAAUGACCGACGGCAUUCUCAUCAUAAACACCAUAAACGAUCAUAUGAAAAUGCUGGAUAUAGCCAGUUUUGCCUGAUCUAUUCGCGUAAUGCUUUGUUAAAGCGACCUGUUUUGCGGAUUUUCUCUGUCAUCAAGCAGCCCAAGCUAACGGAAGUCCGAAUGACAUUGAUUUGCCGUUCAGACGAGCCUGCUGUGAAGUGGUCGACACAACGCGCGACUGUCAAAAAUUUUUUCAUAAUAAUGGAGCAAUCUAUGCGUGAACUUAGAUUAGAGAAUGGUGAUCGUGAAAGCCAAUAUGGAUAUGUUUAUGCUGUGUCAGGUCCUGUUGUCACUGCCUCUUCAAUGGCUGGUUCUGCUAUGUAUGAAUUAGUUCGUGUUGGACAUGAUGAAUUAGUCGGAGAGAUUAUUCGUUUGGAAGGCGAUCUAGCGACAAUUCAAGUCUACGAAGAAACAUCUGGUGUUACUGUAGGUGAUCCUGUCCUUAGAACUGGUAAACCUUUAUCCGUGGAACUUGGACCUGGAAUUGUAAACAAUAUUUUCGACGGUAUUCAACGUCCUUUGAAAGGCAUUUGUGAUUUAACCAAUUCAAUCUAUAUUCCUAGAGGUGUAAAUGUACCUGCAUUAGAUCGUAAAAUUGAAUGGGAGUUUAUACCAACACCUGGUCUGAAAUCAGGCAUGCAUAUUACUGGUGGUGAUAUCUACGGUGUUGUACCAGAGAAUACACUAGUACAGCAUCGAAUUAUGCUAUCACCAAAAGCUCAAGGUACAAUCAAGUGGAUAGCACCAGCUGGGCAUUAUACACUGUCGGAUAAGAUAUUGGAGAUAGAAUUCGAUGGACAGACAAGUCAUCAUACAAUGCUUCAAGUAUGGCCAGUACGUCAACCUCGUCCAGUUGCUGAAAAACUUCCUGGUAAUCAUCCCUUGUUGACUGGUCAACGAGUAUUAGAUGCUCUGUUCCCAUGUGUUCAAGGUGGUACAACAGCUAUACCAGGUGCCUUUGGUUGCGGUAAAACAGUCAUAUCUCAGUCAUUAUCAAAAUAUUCUAAUUCUGAUAUUAUCGUCUAUGUUGGUUGUGGUGAACGUGGAAAUGAAAUGUCAGAGGUGUUACGUGAUUUUCCAGAGUUAACAAUUGAAGUGAACGGUAAACAAGAAUCAAUUAUGCAGCGUACAGCUCUUGUCGCCAACACCUCGAAUAUGCCUGUAGCUGCACGUGAAGCCUCAAUUUACACAGGGAUUACCCUGUCUGAAUACUUUCGUGAUAUGGGUUAUAAUGUAAGCAUGAUGGCGGAUUCAACAAGUCGUUGGGCUGAAGCAUUACGUGAAAUAUCUGGUCGAUUGGCUGAAAUGCCUGCUGACUCAGGGUAUCCAGCUUAUCUGGGAGCUCGACUUGCAAGCUUUUAUGAACGUGCUGGUCGUGUUCAUUGUCUCGGUGGACCAGAAUUACGUUAUGGAUCAGUUGGUAUUGUCGGUGCUGUAUCACCGCCUGGUGGUGAUUUCGCUGAUCCUGUUACAUCAGCUACACUGAGUAUUGUUCAGGUAUUUUGGGGAUUGGACAAGAAAUUGGCUCAACGUAAACACUUUCCCAGCGUUAAUUGGCUUAUAUCCUAUUCAAAGUAUCUACGCACGCUAGAUGAUUAUUAUGAUCGUCAUUUCCCUGAAUUUGUUGCAUUACGGACUAAAAUGCAAGAAAUUCUGCAAGAAGAAGAAGAACUCUCUGAAAUUGUUCAAUUAGUUGGCAAAGCAUCUCUUGCUGAAGCAGACAAAAUCACAUUGGAAGUUGCACGUAUUAUAAAAGAUGACUUCCUACAGCAAAAUGGUUAUUCAUCUUAUGACAGAUUCUGUCCAUUUUAUAAGACAGUUGGUAUGAUGAAAAAUAUUAUCGCUUUUUAUGAUCAAGCAAGACAUGCUGUUGAAGUCACCGCUCAAUCUGAUCGUCGUGUUACAUGGGCAUUAAUACGUGAAGCAAUGGGUCAAACUAUUUACAAAGUGUCUAGUAUGAAAUUUAAAGAUCCUAAAGCUGAUGGAAAAGAAAAAAUUCUUCGAGACUAUGAUGAACUACACGAAGAGAUAUCCGCUGGAUUCAGGAAUUUAGAAGAUUUAUAGAAAAUGAAAAAGUUGAAAUGAUAACAGUUUUGCAUGUGUGUGUUUUUGCGUCUGUUGGGGGACCAUAUUUCCUAUUUCUACUUAUUAUCCCUCCUGCUGUUUCCCUCACCUUGCAGUCUGCCCUCCGACCUUCAUUUUUUUAAAAAUCGCAUAUUUAUUCUUCAGUUAGUUGAUUUGUGCUGUCCUCUCAGAACUAUGUGACUGAGAGCGGCGGCGGUGGCAGGAGGGAGGCCGGAGGGUUUAUUAUGAUUUAUUUAUUUAUUGAUUUGUUUAUUCUCUCUAAUUUUUAUGAUCAUCCGAGGUCAUCUUUAACAGUAUAUACUGAUCUCUAUGUUUGUUGGUGCCAAAUCGUUUACUGGCAUUCUUACUCAUCACACACACACUGUGUUAAAGGAUAACUGACUGACUUGUGGUGUGAUAUUUCAAUGCAUAAUAUGUGAUUAUUAAUCAAUUAUCGGUGUAUCGUAUUAUAUUAUUAUUCUUAUUAUUAUUUUUAUUCUGUAAGGCUAAUAUUCAUUCAUUCAUUCUUGUUGUAGUCCUCUGGUUCUUCCCGUGGCACCCCUCUCCAUUCCCCCUCUUACUCCUACAACUUGCUCUCUACUCACACCCAUCUGUCGGGUAUUUUUGACAGUAACUAGGAUAGAAUGUGCAUCAUCAUAUGUGUACUUGAUUAUUAUUAUUAUUAUUACUCAACUAACCUUUUGUCGACACAUUCCAUAAAAUUAGUUCUUAGCGUGCGUUUUUUUAUACACUCGCGCCUUUUUCACUGGUGAAAUUUAUUUAAAACAAAAAUUCAAAUUGAGUACUGUUCACUUUGUUAGCAUUCGAUUUCUUUCUCAUUGUUGUUGUUGUUGUCCUUCGUGUCAUGUCGUGUUUGUCUUUGUGUGUGCAAUUGUGUGUGUGUGUGUGUAGACAUUGGCAAUUACGUAUAUUUACGUAUUUAUGCAUAUAAUUAUGAAAUCUAAUAAUUUUACUUACAGUAAUUAUUUAAUUGAUUUAUUGAUUGAUUUACUGAUCACACAAUGACACACACACAAAACACACAUCUAAUUAUAAAAGCAAUACAUUGAUGAUAUUACCGA
Trichobilharzia szidati is the source of this 5665-nucleotide messenger RNA. The record is from the annotation of a GenBank genome assembly. Lineage: Eukaryota; Metazoa; Platyhelminthes; Trematoda; Strigeidida; Schistosomatidae.